Molecule: messenger RNA, 4624 nt
Organism: Nothobranchius furzeri (turquoise killifish)
Lineage: Eukaryota; Metazoa; Chordata; Actinopteri; Cyprinodontiformes; Nothobranchiidae
Gene: trappc8
Product: trafficking protein particle complex subunit 8
Cellular component (GO): TRAPPIII protein complex
Molecular function (GO): protein binding
Source: RefSeq, a predicted model, not a curated record
UCUCGAGCUCUGACAGGAAGAAGGUCUGUAAUUUCAACAUGGCUGCCACCUACGAAUUCUAAACAGUGAAACUGAAAGUCUUCAUCAAAUAUCUGAGUUUGCUCGGCUGAGUGGUCCCGGUGCUGGUCCAGAAUGGCCCAGUGUGUCCAGUCCGUUCAGGAGUUCAUUCAGGACUCUUUUGUUCCGAUGGUAGCCGUUUUAAGCAGCGAUGAAGCGGAGAGGGUGUCUCGGAAGAACAACCUGAGUUUCUCUGAACUGCUCCGGCCUUUCUGUAAACUAACCUCCGAAGGUCACAUCCGGGAUCCUAACAACCAGCUCCAGACUGUGAAGAACCUACGUGUCUGCGUGAACAACCUGGUAACGAGCCUUCAAACACCGUCUGCCUCCGUCAGCCCUGCUCAGUACCGACUGCUCAGCGAGGUGGUGUUGUCCUUCCAGCCCCAGGAGGGGGCCCAGACCUCUGCUGUCAAGACCGGAGACUACAGCCUGAACCUAAGUGUGACCACGCCCUGGUUUGAAGCCUACAGAGAUAAUUUCCUGCAGUCGAUGCCAGCCUCUGACCAUGAGUUCUUGAAUCACUACCUCGCCUGUCUGCUGGUGGUGUCCUCCACUGAGACCGUCCCUGUGGAGCAGUUCCUGAAGCUGUCCCAGGAGCAGCAUCGGAUCCAGCACAGUGGAGAAUAUACUAAUCCCAAGUGGUUUAUCCCAAACACCCUCAAGUACUACGUAUUACUGCAUGACAUGAGUGAGGGGGAUGAACAAAGAGCAGAGCUGGUUUAUGAAGACAUGAAACAAAGGUACGGUUCUCAUGGCUGUUACUUGUUGAAGAUAAACUCCCGCACAGUUUCUCCUGAGCAAGAUGAACAGAUCCCAGACCCAUGGAGUCAGUACCUGCUGAGAAAUAGUCAGCGGAACCAGGAGAUGUUUGAUUUGGUUCCAGCUGCUAAUGUUGCAGAGACCAGUGCUGGUGCAACUGAGGUGGACAGCAGCGACUCGGCAGAGACAGGACCUGGCCUGUCCAGUAGCCUGGAGGUCCAUCCUCUCCAGUUAGACACCAGCUCAGCAAGCCUCCAGACUCUGACUGAUGUCCAUGUCGACCUGAAGACGGGAGCGAGGGACUCGGAGCAUCCAGCGUUAGGAUCAGGGAGCUAUGGAGCCUGUCUGACCCUCAAUGAUCAUGACCACGUUAGACAGUUUGUUCAAGAGUUUGCUUUCAGAGGUCUGCUCCCACAUGUUGAGAAGAACAUCAGACAGCUGAAUGACCAGCUCCUUUCCAGAAAAGGCCUGAGUCGCUCUUUGUUCACUGCUACCAAAAAGUGGUUUGGUGGAGGCAAAGUUCCAGAGAAGAACGAACCUAAGACUACUAGCAACCUUCUAUAUCCUCCUGAAGCCCCGGAGCUGCAGAUCAGGAAGAUGGCAGACCUUUGCUUCCUGGUCCAGCACUACGACCUAGCCUACAGCUGCUACCACACUGCCAAGAAGGACUUCCUGUUGGACCAGGCCAUGCUGUAUGCUGCAGGAGCACUGGAGAUGGCUGCAGUGUCGGCCUUUCUGCAGAGUGGAGCCCCCAGACCGUACCCGUCGCAUUACAUGGACACAGCAAUACAAACCUACAGAGAUGUCUGCAGGAACAUGGUGCUGGCGGAGCGGUGUGCUCUAUUGAGCUCUGAGAUACUGAAGAGUCAGGGAAAAUACUCAGAGGCUGCAGCGCUUCUCAUUAAGAUGACCAGUGAGGACUCUGACCUACGCAGCGCUCUGCUGUUGGAGCAGGCAGCCCACUGUUUCAUUAACAUGCGUAACCCAAUGGUGCGCAAGUUUGCCUUCCACAUGAUCCUGGCUGGUCAUCGUUUCAGCAAAGCGAGACAGACGAGACACGCUCUGCGCUGUUACUGCCAAGCCAUGCAGGUGUACCAGGACAGGGGCUGGUCCUUGGCAGAAGAUCAUAUCAACUUCACCAUUGGCCGCCACUCUUUCACACAUGGUCAAUCAGAGGAUGCUGUGAUGGCUUUCAGACAAAUCUUGAUCAAUGACAGCCGACAGACGGCCACACAGCAGGCUGCCUUCCUCAGAGAGUACCUCUACGUGUACAAAAGUGUGAAUGGAGAAAAGAAAGGAUGCCUCCCUGAGCUGCCGCUGCCCUACAUCCAGAGCUCUACUACCAGGGUCUUCUUUGGACACGAGCGACGCCUCGCAGAAGGAGAGAAGCAGGCGGCCACUCAUGUGUCGUUGGAUCAGGAGUAUGACCAGAACUUGUCAGCCAUGUGGUGUCAACUAGAGGAGCAGCUUGUGUCUUCUGCCAAUCGUGGGAUUGUCCCAAACAACUUCCAGCCUUCUCAGAGCUGUCUGAACAGUCAGACGGACAACCUCCAUCCCCCUCUCGCUGUGGUGGAGGAACCAAUCAUAGUGGAGCUAUCAUUCAGAAACCCUUUGAAGGUUUCUCUGACUCUGUCUAACCUCUCACUGCUCUGGAAGUUUACUGCUGAUGGAACAUCUUCACCAGGUAAAACUCAGACAGGUGAGCAGAUCACAGGAGAGACCAUCACUAACGAGGAGGCCUCGGCCACACAGAUGGCACUGAAAGAUGACAUCAUCACCGCUGAGAUCAUUAAGGAGUUUCAUAUGGGAUCAGAGGAGACCAAAAUGGCCAGACUGAGGUUGCUGCCACACAGGACUGGUCAGCUGAACAUCGUAGGAGUGGUUUAUGACCUGACCUCCUCAUUCGCUGGAGAAACAGCUUCAAAUACUGAAGGCCAGCAGGCUCUGAGUCAGAUGACCGUUCGUGGCAGACAAGACCUGAAGAUCCGGGGUCCACGGCUAAACCUGACCAAAGAAGAUAAGAUGCAGGUUCGAUAUGGGGCAGAUCAACGUCUGGAACCCAUCAUAACGCCCCCAAUGCCUUUAAUGGAGGUCUUUUUCCUACAGUUUCCCACUGCUCUGCUGUGUGGUGAGAUCAAGAAGGCCCACGUGGAGUUUUGUAACGUCAGCGCGGUUGCUUUGUGUGGACUGCGCGUAGCGUCCACUCACCCUGACUUCUUCACGUUUGGCAGCCAAGCCACAACACCUGUCACACCCCCCUCUUCAGUCUCAGCUGAAAACUGCUCAGCCUAUAAAACCUUUGCGACAACCCUUCAGCAAGGUUCAGUUGCAUCGGAGAUGCUGGUUUCAGCAGAGGAGUUCAGUCAGCCAUCGGGGGUGAUGAACAUCCCGGUGCACGGGGGCAUGCUACAACCUGGGGAGUCCAUUCAGCUGCCUCUUUGGCUCAGAGGGCCGGACAAGGAGGGAGUCCAUGAAAUCAACUUCCUCUUCUACUAUGAGAGCAUAGAGAAAGGACCCAAGAUCAGUCAUCGAGUGUUGCGCCACACAGUGUUCAUCUGUGCCAGCCGUUCUCUGAAUGUUCAGGCCUCGGCUUUCCAUAGCACCGCUCCUCCUCCUCACUCUGUAGAUGACAAAGGCAGCAGGGGAACGCUGGUGUUCAUCGAUGUGGAGAACGUCAACAUGAGUGAAGGGGGUGUGCGUGAGUUCCACAUCGUUCAGGUGUCCAGCAGCAGUCAUCACUGGCGCCUCCACAAGUACAUCACCCCCACUAAGGACAAUGACUGUAAACUGAGCAGCAGAGAAAGAGCUAAGCUCUGUUUCAGGGCCACACGGUGCAAACCCCGUCAAGCUAACUUGGACAACGUUGAUAAACUCAUCUUUGCAGAUCUGAGCCUGGGAAAUGAACGGAUCAUCAGCUCUUCCACACCCUGUGGAGAUUUCUUCUUCCGCUGCUGCAACACAUCAACACUCCAGCAGGUUGAUGUUAAUUCCAGGACAUCAGGUAACAGCAGGAGUCUGUACUCUGCUCCCCCCAGCGGCUCCGGCACCAACCUCACAAGCGUCACCAGGAAGUGUAAUGACCUGGACCUCAACAUCAUUGUCAUCUGGAAGGCGUACGUCAUUGAAGACAACAAACAGCUGAUCCUUGAGGGGCAGCUCCAUGUGGCGCUGCACUCGUUUGGUAAAGAGGCCAGUUCUCUGGUUCCUAAAGAGGAAUCCCAGGAAAUGGUGCUGCUCAAGUUUAAGUCUGAGUUGCCUCCUCCAGUUGUACUGCCCUUUCCAGAAGUCUCCCAGCUCAUCAAAACUAGCCUACACUACCCAGAAACCUUCACACAUCACUUUGUCCAGGACAGUCUCUGCUUGGUCCCAGUAACGCUGACUCUGUCCAACUGCUCUGUGGCACUGGUCGAUGUCAUCAUUGACCUCAGACACAACAGCACGAGCUCAGAAUCUCUGGAGGUCCACGGUUCGUUCUCCUGGGUGGGUCAGACCCAGUACAAGCUGCAGCUGGGUCAGCAGGAGGUGGUGAGCCUCACUCUGAGAGCCUGCUUCUUUAGAGCCGGAGUCUACAACCUGAAUACGCCGCGGGUCUUAGCCAGACCCACGGAGCAGAACUCUGUGUGUGAGACGAGUCAGCAGACAGCGAGUCCAGCUCUCAUCAUCAUCAUCAACAGCGCCCGUCUCCAGAAGUCGAACAGUAGUGAUGAACAGCUGUCACUGUAACAUGAUGCCGUUUGCUUCCUGGGUGUUGUGGAUCUGAUCGUGACCCGGCUCUGUCAGGAUCAAGGAAAAAAAGUCUGUGAACCUU